CAUCAAACAAAGCAUAGAAAACGAAAAAUUGUUUAUAUUAAAACGUGUGGAAUUAAAAGUGUAAUUUUUAUGAUGAAGGUAUUUGCUUGCGUUUUGGCUUUGGCGGUGGCUUCUGCCCACGCCGGACUCCUGCCCCAUAUUGGUGAUGGUCACAUUGUAGAUCACGGUGUUGUACAUCAUGGUGCUGAUUUAUUCCAUGGCGACCUUCAUCACAAUGAUGGUAUUCAGGUGGGCUAUUCAUAUGACCUUCCAGUGGAGGCACAUCAUGCUGUUGUAGACCAUCACGCUUUGGAUAACCAUGCCGUCAUUGAUCAUCACGGCCUUGACCAUCAUACCGUUGUUGAUCAUCAUGCUGUUGAACACCAUCCCGUUUACCACCAUGCCGAUCAUCAUGCCGCUGUAGAUGUUGUGACCCACGAUGCUGGCCAUCAUGGUGUUGCUGCUUCAGAUGUUCAAAAUGCCCCUGCCGACCAAGUCAUCCAACACGAACCCAUUCAUCAGGUUGAACCCGUUCAUCAUGUCACCAAUGUUGUACAUCACGAACCCCAUCACUUCCUGCACUACACCAAUCCCGUUGUUGAUCACCAUGUUGUCCAUCAAAACCAUCACAUCGACGAGCAUCAUCAUGCUGCCGAUUUGCAUCAUACCGAGUUGCACCAAGGAGAUGUUGCUCAUCAGGGAAAUUUUGUUAACCACGUUGACGUCCUUCAUCACGGAGAUGUUCAUCAUGAUGAUAUCGUCCUUCACGGUGAUGUUUAUCAUGCUGGUGUCCACCAUGCCGAUGUUCUCCGUCAUGCCGGCGUUCAUCAUGCCGAUGUUUUGCACCAUGCCGGUGUCCACCACGCCGAUGUUCUUCAUCACGAUGAUGUUCUCCACCAUGGUCAUGAUAAUCAUGCCGCUGUUAUCUAUCACGCCAAUGUUCAUGAACAUGCCGCUUUGGUACAUCACGUUAAGCCCGUCUACCAUCAUCACAGCCAUGGUGUUGUUGUGCGUAAAGUUUACCCCUCCAAAUACCACGGUCAUUUCAUUAGCAAAAUUCCAAAAGUGAAGGUUCUUAAGAAAUUCUACUAAAUGUUCUUAAAUUUGACCAAAGAUUAAUUCAAUGCAUUUGAUAC
Musca domestica (house fly) is the source of this 1115-nucleotide messenger RNA. Its product is annotated as histidine-rich protein PFHRP-II-like. The record is from RefSeq and is a predicted model, not a curated record. The transcript is spliced from 2 exons. Lineage: Eukaryota; Metazoa; Arthropoda; Insecta; Diptera; Muscidae. The coding region runs from base 70 to 1071 and encodes 333 amino acids.